UGUACAGUUGUAGGAGUUUUCAGGUUCCAAGUACAGUAGGUGGGCCGUGCGUCAGCUGAUGACGUUGGACAAAAAUGGCAGGAGGAAGCAGCAACUACUGGGAAGAUUUGCGAAAGCAGGCCAGGCAGCUGGAGAAUGAGCUGGACCUGAAGCUGGUGUCCUUCAGUAAACUGUGUACCAGCUACAGCAGCUCCAGAGAUGGCCGUAGAGGAGACAGCAACUCAGAUACUACUCCCCUCCUCAACAACUCGACACAGGAUAGAAUGUUUGAGACUAUGUCUGUGGAGAUUGAACAGCUGCUGGCCAAACUCACGGGUGUGAACGACAAGAUGGCGGAGUACACCAGCACCCCGGGGGUGACGUCCCUCAAUGCAGCCCUGAUGCACACGCUCCAGAGACACAGAGACAUUCUGCAGGACUACACUCACGAAUUCCACAAAACCAAAGCCAACUUCCUUGCCAUCCGGGAGAGAGAAGAUUUGCUGGGCUCUGUCCGGAAAGACAUUGAGACAUACAAGAGUGGCUCAGGAGUGAACAACAGAAGAACAGAACUGUUUCUGAAGGAGCAUGAACACCUGAGAAACUCAGACCGGCUGAUGGAUGACACAAUAAGCCCACCCACAGAUUGCUGCCGGAGGGGAGGCUACUGGCACAGGUGCUUCAUUAAGUGGAUUUGUGGGCCGUGCAGCACCUCUUCCUGUCCAGCUCCUCUUCCCGUCCAUCCGCCCCACCCCCCCAGUCUCCCUGUCUCUUCCCUCUUGUUUUAGCCAAGCAUAAAAUUACACUGGAUGAGAAAGCCACGAUCAUUACCGGUUCCCUCCUCGUCUUGAACACGCCUAACAAGACACAUCCACGCACACAGCCAGAAGAUAAUGAAGCUUAUUUUUUCUCCUGAUUAGUUUUUGUGUGUUAUGCCCUGUGGGGACGAGGAGGGUUGAGCUAUGAUUCAUUUAUGUGAAUGAAUAUGCAUUGGGGUUUUAAAACCCUGUCACAGGUUGGAAAGAAAAACCGACAAUAUUUUGAGAGGAACAGUUGGUCGGGUACUCCAGUGAGUGCACCGAAGCAGAAAGAAAAGAGUGCGGUUCUCACAGCACAUAAAUGAUGUUUUUGGUAGUUAAAGUAACAUAUCCAUAUUAAGCUCUGUCAAAUUGGGGUUAGACUGGAGAGAAUUGGUCUCAAUAAACUUAUCUAGAAACCCCACAGUGACUUUACUUUAGAUGCUAACGGUAAUGAGCUGAUUUAGUUUAGCAUUGAGCUGGUUUUCAGCCAGGUUGAGUCAGUGUGUGUGCUUUAGACUCGCCCCCAUCAGAUAGCAGCUCUAAUUGUCAUUAGCGCUUAGCGCUAACGCUGGCCCAGUGUUAGUCAGCAGUGUUGGGCAUUGGGAAGAGAGGCGAUUGGUCUUCCCUUCUGACUCUGGAGAACAUGAUAUAUGAGCUAGAUCCUUGGCAUAGGGACUGAUUGUCCCCUCAGCAACACCCUACGAGGUGUUAGACUGUCAGCAGCUGGCAGCAAUGAAGAUUACAGACACAACACACA
Messenger RNA from Salmo salar (Atlantic salmon), 1536 nucleotides. RefSeq names its product golgi SNAP receptor complex member 1 (gene gosr1). Gene Ontology annotation, cellular component: SNARE complex; cis-Golgi network; Golgi membrane. Gene Ontology annotation, molecular function: SNAP receptor activity. Gene Ontology annotation, biological process: endoplasmic reticulum to Golgi vesicle-mediated transport; vesicle fusion; inter-Golgi cisterna vesicle-mediated transport. The record is from RefSeq and is a predicted model, not a curated record. Lineage: Eukaryota; Metazoa; Chordata; Actinopteri; Salmoniformes; Salmonidae.